Symsagittifera roscoffensis is the source of this 1607-nucleotide messenger RNA. RefSeq names its product transcription factor Dp-1-like. Gene Ontology annotation, molecular function: DNA-binding transcription factor activity, RNA polymerase II-specific; RNA polymerase II transcription regulatory region sequence-specific DNA binding. NCBI's taxonomy places the organism in Eukaryota, Metazoa, Xenacoelomorpha, Acoela, Convolutidae. Gene Ontology annotation, biological process: regulation of cell cycle; regulation of transcription by RNA polymerase II. The transcript has 12 exons. Gene Ontology annotation, cellular component: nucleus; transcription regulator complex. The record is from RefSeq and is a predicted model, not a curated record. Bases 21 to 1508 code for a protein of 495 amino acids.
CUUAUUAAAUAGAUCAGCUCAUGGAUAAUAGCAAUACAGAUAGUUUGGGAUCGGAACACAAUGUCGAUGAUGGCUUCUCCGAAUUAACAACCAGAGCGGCUUCAACUUGCUUUUCGCAUGAAGACAGACACUUGAACGGAAGCCCCUCUAAUCCAAUAUCAACAAUCAGUAUCACUCAACCACAGCCUGUCGUUGUAUCUCCUAUAUCAUUACAAACACCAUCUACUCAUGCAAUAGUCACAAAUGGUGAAAAGCAGUCAAGGAUUUACAAAGUAGUAUCAAGUGCAGUUUCUUCUUCGGCGACAUUCAGAGAAGCCACUGCUUCUUCAGUUUCUUCAAGUGUGACGUCUUCUGUAAACGGGAGAAAGAUGGUAGGGAAUGUGACCACAGCGAGGCAGUACAGGGUGCUAAAUAGUGGCGCGGCUACUGCAAGGAACCAACUCCAGAGUAAUUUGAACCAGUUCAUUAAAGAAGCGGGAUUGCAGACGUUCGCACAGGAAGGUGGCAUUUACGAGAAAAGUGGAAGUUUGGCAGAUCCGAAAGUGGGGCAUCUAGUAUCGAAGACCAAGGAUGAGGUCAGUUCAAAUGGCAGAAGUGGUUGUGAGAGUGUGAAUGGUGAAUCUAAAAAGGGGACGCCAGUUGGGGCAGGAGCUACGAAGGAUAAGGACAGACUGAAGAGAUUCGCAGAGGAGUUCGAGGAGGAUCCGCGUUCUCUGAAACAGAUGCGGUUCAGUGGCACCUGGUCGCCGACUCCUUCCGACAGCAAGGGGAAGGGACUGAGACACUUCGCCAUGAAGGUGUGUCAGAAGGUGCAACAUAAGGGAGUGACCACUUACAACGAAGUGGCCGAUGAACUGGUUUCGGAGUUAUUCGGAAACCAAAAACUAGAGACACUUUCUUCCGAACAGCAGUAUGAUCAGAAGAAUGUGCGCAGACGUGUGUAUGAUGCGCUCAAUGUGCUGAUGGCUCUGAACAUUAUCUCGAAGGACAAGAAAGAGAUCAAGUGGAUCGGAUUGCCAACUAACUCAGCCCAGGAAUUGAAGAAUCUGGAGCUGGAAAGAGACCAAAGGCUUCAGAGGAUCAUGGAAAAAAAGACACAAUUGCAAGAACUGAUUUUACAGCACGUAGCCUUCAAGAACCUGGUGAAGCAAAACAAAGAGGAAGAGGCGGCCAAUGGUGGCCAACCGCCUGACCCCAGCACAGUGAUCAGACUACCUUUCAUUGUGAUCAAUGCUAGUAGUGACACAGACAUAGACUGCAGCAUAGCUAGUGACAAAAGAGAGUACCUGUUCAAUCUAGACAAACCAUUUCAGGUGCACGAUGAUGUGUACAUUCUGAAAAAACUUGGUUUUUGUGCACCUCUCGAACGAGGAACAUCUCCUCUUCUGGGAGUGGCUUCAUCGUCAACUUCUAAUACCACUACUACAAGCCAUCUCUCUGCAAUUCAGUCUCUACUUCCUUCGAGCCUACACGAAUACGUGCAAAAUGCCUUUCAAGCUGACUCCUGAUCAAGCUGUCACCGAUGAAACUAGUGGGUCAAUUUCUUGAGAACAUUAAAUACUUCGAUAAUGUUUUGUUUAAAAUGUUAGCAAUAAUAUCAUUCAUAA